This is a messenger RNA of Amphibalanus amphitrite, 3165 nucleotides long. RefSeq names its product importin subunit alpha-4-like. The coding region runs from base 352 to 1878 and encodes 508 amino acids. NCBI's taxonomy places the organism in Eukaryota, Metazoa, Arthropoda, Thecostraca, Balanomorpha, Balanidae. Gene Ontology annotation, cellular component: cytoplasm; nucleus; nucleoplasm. The record is from RefSeq and is a predicted model, not a curated record. Gene Ontology annotation, molecular function: nuclear import signal receptor activity; protein binding. Gene Ontology annotation, biological process: NLS-bearing protein import into nucleus. The transcript has 10 exons.
GAAUCUGUGCUGAAUCUGUGCCAACUUCCGUUACAUCGGUUUCCGACGGUGUUUGCACAUUUCAUAUUUCAUUGCGAUAUCUUGCCGUUAAUCGAUCAUCAUUAGUGAAAAUUCCUUGCAUAAUUGUCUCGGUGCCUCAUAAGAGCAUUAUUGUUGCCCUACGCAGGUUUUGCGGACCAGUUCUGCAAGCCAUAAGCGGGGUACUUUUGGUCUACCUAUUGUGAUAGUUUUCGUGUGCCACCUAUCUGCUGAGCUUGUUGUUAUGCACAGCAUUUGUGGCAAAGAAAGAAGUACACAUAUUGGUUUCCAGUGAAAGCUUGCCCUUGUUUGUUGCUCAUUCCGUGGAGAAGGAUGGCUUCUGACGAAAAUGUUAAAUCAAGAUUGCAAAAUUUUAAGAAUAAAGGAAAGGAUCAAGAUGAGAUGCGGAGGAGGAGGAACGAAGUCACAGUUGAGCUGAGAAAGCACAAGCGGGAAGAGACACUUCAGAAGCGGAGAAAUGUACCGCUGCAGCCAGACGGGACAGACGAUGACGACAUGGAGCGGCAGCACUCGGUGGACAGCCUCCAGAAGCUGGUGGAGGCGGCGGACGGCAGCGACCCACAGGCGCGCCUGGCCGCCGUCCAGGCCAUCCGCAAGCUGCUCAGCUCGGACAAGAACCCGCCGAUCGACGAGCUGGUGCGCGGCGGCGUACUGCCGGUUCUGGUGCGCUGCCUGCAGGCCGAGGACGAACCGGCCCUCGAGUUCGAGUCGUGCUGGGCGCUGACCAACAUCGCCUCGGGCACCACGCAGCAGACUGAGGCCGUGGUGAAGGCGGGCGCCACGCCGCACUUUCUGCGGCUGCUGCGCUCGCCACACCCGCAGGUGUGCGAACAGGCCGUCUGGGCGCUCGGAAACAUCAUCGGCGACGGUCCUCAGCUGCGUGACUUUGUCAUCAGUCUGGGCAUCGUGCAGCCGCUGAUCGCCUUCAUCAACGACAAGAUACCGCUCAACUUCCUCCGCAACGUCACCUGGGUGCUGGUGAAUCUGUGCCGCAACAAGCCGCCGCCACCGUCCCCGGACACGAUCCGCGAGCUGCUGCCCUCGCUGAACCUGCUGAUCCAGCACACGGACGUCUCGAUCCUGGUGGACACCGUGUGGGCCGUCAGCUACCUCACCGACGGCGGCAACGACCAGAUCCAGAUGGUGCUCGACUCGGGCGUCGUGCCGCGCCUGGUGCCUCUCCUUUCGCACGGAGAGACCAAGGUCCAAACGGCGGCGCUGCGGGCGGUGGGUAACAUUGUGACGGGCACCGACGACCAGACGCAGCAGGUGCUCAACUGUGGCGCGCUGGCCCACUUCCCUGCCCUGCUGCAACACCCGCGCGAGAAAAUCAACAAGGAGGCGGCCUGGUUCCUGUCCAACAUCACGGCCGGUAACCAGGAGCAGGUGCAGCUGGUGAUUGAGCACGGCCUGGUGCCGCUGGUGGUGCAGCACCUGGCCCGAGGCGAGUUCCAGACGCAGAAGGAGUGCGCUUGGUGCAUCAGCAACCUGACCAUCAGCGGCAGUCCGGAGCAGAUCCGACACCUGGUGCAGGCCGGCGGCAUCCCGCCCAUGUGCCAGCUGCUCGACUGCAAGGACCCGCAGGUCGUCCACGUGGUGCUGGACGGCCUCAACAACAUCCUCAAGUCGAGCGAAGACGUGGACGCGGUGGCGCAGAUAAUCGAGGAGUGCGGCGGCCUGGACAAGAUCGAGGCGCUGCAGAGCCACGAGAACCCCGACAUCUACCAGCUGACGUUCGACAUCAUCGAGCGGUACUUCUCAGAGGAUAUAGAGACCGGCGACGAGACGGCCCCGGGCGCGCCCAUCGACCAGGACCAGCCGCCGCGGUUCGAGUUCUAGCCCGCGCCCAGCGGCGUCCGACGCCGACUCAUGUGACAGCGCCGCCGGUCAUGUGACCGACGCGCCAGCGCCACACGGCGGGCGCGGGGACAGAGUCGGACAUCACGUGACGUGUGCGCCCCGGCGCCGGUCGGGCCACAGCAGGGCUGGCCCCGCCACACAGCAAGCUCAGGGUCUUUCACGAGCUGACGACCCCUCGCAAAUACACGACGGGAGUCGCUUCAAGUUUCGCGUGCGCACGCCGCCGAAAAGUGUGAUGGGCGCGCGCCCGCUGUCGCGCCCGGUGCUACUUUCAUUGGUGAGCGGCCGCAAAGUGUUUUGUAUUUUCUAGAUUUCCGGCAAAUGUCAACUUCGUGAAGGGCCCUAAGAAGGUUGCGUUGUUAGUGAGUGAGUCGCACCGAUGUGUGAAGCAGCAGGAGUGAAUCUGGCGUGGAAACCAGUGAGGAUACUAAACGCUGCAGCGCCCGGCCGCCCUUGCAGUGCCCGUCUUCUCAUGGCCUUGGUGCUUUUAUCGUGAGAUGUUUGGCAAUUACUUUAUUUACGCACGUAAAUCUUAUCUUAGCUCUCGGGGUUUGCCGGAGUGCGUGUGGGUGUGCCGUGUGCGGCGGCGCGGGGCUCCCCGCCGUACGGCGGCGGCCGGUGGGCGCACGAGUCGGCCCAGACCCACCGCGGUCGGUGCGGCGUGCCACGACACGAAGCCGCCGCACAGCCGCAGCCAGCCGCAUUUAGCUUAGUAACAAAGAUACUGUUGCUUAUAUUCUUAUUUUUGCUGGUUACUUUGUUUUGCCGUGCGCGACCCAGGCUGUCGCGGGGGCGAGCGAGAGGCCGACGGUCGAGCAACAGGGGCCGCGAUGAGCCAGUUCGUCAGACUAGCCGCGGAGGCGGCCCUGACCCGCUCAGGUCAGGCUAGCGGCGGCGACCUGCUGCUGCAGCAGACGGCGGCCCGCCACCUGCGUACCGACGUUGACUGUCCCUAUGGACCGGGACAAGCCUUGCACUGGGUCUGACGCAGUACCGUUAUACCGUACUGAGGCACGCUCGGCUCUCCUCGGUUUCCCGGCCGGCCCUGUGGCCUGUCGGCUGCAUGCCCGCACCCCUGUCGUGCCGCCGCGCCGCCAGUGCCCGGUUACGCGGCGUCAGAGAAGCCUGAGCCAACCAGUGCCGCCCGCCCGUGGGUGAGACCGUGUGAGUGGCAGCGAGCGGCGAGCGCGCGCACCACUGCUCCGUGCGGGCCAUGGAGAGAUCGGCGGCGGCGUUAGCAAUUUCAAUAAAUCCGCGGACACCGGA